GCGCAGAGCGCUCAGACCGCUGUCAUGUUCGGGGGGCUCGGCAGGUACUUCGAGGAGGAUCCCUUCUUCAGGGAUCCCUUUGCCGCCCACCAUGAGCACGUGAGGCAGAUGAUGAGGAGCUUCUCGGAGCCCUUCGGGCGGGAGCGGUGUCGGAGCGUGCCGGAGGGCAGGGCCGGGCCGGACCGAGCGCUGGAGCCCCGAGCGCGGCCGGAGUCCAGCCUGGCGGCCCGGGGGAGCCGCAGGGCAACGAGCUACUCCCUCAUGCCCUUUGCAGGCUUUGGGCUAGGGGAUGCAGACUUUGGGGAUCCAUUCUCUGCCAUGGACAGGAUGAUGUCAAACAUGAGGAACAGUAUGCUGGAAAUGCACAGGAAAUUUGAUGACCUGUCCAUGCACCCCGAUGGCCACACGUUCAGCUCCUCCUCCAUGAUGACUUACUCCAAGAUGGGGGAUGAACCUCCAAAGGUCUUCCAGGCCUCGGCCCAGACCCGCACGGCCCCGGGAGGUGUAAAGGAAACAAGAAAAGCACUGAAGGAUUCUGAAAGUGGCCUGGAACAAAUGGCCAUUGGCCAUCACAUCCAGGACAGGGCUCAUGUCAUCAAAAAAUCCAAGAACUGCAAGACUGGGGAUGAGGAGAUGAACCAGGAAUUCAUCAACAUGGAUGAAAAUGAGGCUGAAAGCUUUGAUGAGGAGUGGCAGAAGGAGGUCAUGAAGUUCAGGCCAUCCAGAACCAGAGGCUCUGUAGAAGCUCCAAAAUCCAGAGGUAUCAAUUACAAGGAGAAUGGAUCAAGAAGAGAGAAGCUACUUGGAACUGCCCGUUCCAGAGUGCCCAGAGAUUCCCUGGAGUCUCUCAGUGUGAAAGGAACGCACGUGCCCCUCAACAGAAGCAGCAGGAAAUAAGUGGCCCCAUUCCCCUGGGAUGGAGUUUCUCCAGAGCAGAAAAUGGUGCUCAUGUCCAUACAAAUACACGGGAUAUGUGACCAAUCUCUGUUUGUGUUGUGCCUUUGCUCCUCCUGAGUGUUCCUCAACCCUCAGCUCCUCAGUUAAAACUAAAACCCAACUAAAAACCCAUCAACUUUCUGCCUGAAAGCACUUUAUGGAUUAUCACCAAUUCUGUUUAAAAAAAAACCAUUGAUUUGCAAGGUUUUCCUGCUACAGCAGCACCAGUCUCAGGCUUUAUCAAGCUUGGCACUGCAGCUGCUUUUCCCCACUCUAUAAGUUGCACAGAAAGUAAAUACUCUUUAUUUAGUGUGGCUGAAAUAUAUAUAUCUUUAAAGUCAUACUGGGAAUUCUAACAGAAUCCCCCCAUUCACCUUGUUUGAACAUGGAGAAAAGUGAAAUCCUAAAAUGGCAAUACUGUCUCAUUUUUAAGUUGAUAAGCUGGGCUUGCACCUCAUUUUCAGUGCCUGAAGUGUCCAGUUUGUACCUCUGAUCCUGUGUGUGUUUAUUCUGGAGUUGGCCCAUCGCUGCUGAGGAUUGUCUGGAGCAGCUUUUAAUCACCCCCUGUGUCCUGAGAAACUCAGCUGCACUUUUAGUUGUUAAUGGGAAAAAUAUGUGGGAGAAAUGAGUUUAACUGGAACGAUUUCACCAUUUCUCCUGUUCCCAGGAGCCAGGAGAGAGCCCUGCACGCAGGAAACCAUCUCCCCUCAGCUGAGUUUGUUCUUUGUGAUGAUCCUAAACCUCCAUCUGGUGUCCCUGGAUGAUGUUGUUUGAGUCUGAUGUUCUAGAAAAUCCAGGGAAAUCCUUGUAUUCCAGGUGUCCACGUGCUGUUUUGUCACACAGAAUUAUCCACGUGUUGUAGCAUAAAGAAUUUCUGUUUAUUAAAUAAUAUUACAUAAACUCAAGACUACAUUAAGUGUAGCCUUAAAAAGCACUGUUUAUAUGAUAAAAUAGCAUUAGUAAGUUAAGAGUAAUGUUUGUUUGGCCAGAAAGCCUUUAAAUCAUAUUUAAUCUACCUGCAGUUUCCCCAGAUUAUUUAAUUUUAAUUAAAUAAUAUGUUUAAUAAUGUCGAAAAAUAAUCACCAGCACUUUUGUUGAGCUCUGACAAGGAAAGGCCAAUUAUUUGUUGUUUCUUGCAGUGGUCUAUUCCUUGUUCUUAGAGCAAAUAUUAGUGGCAAUAAGUUCAUGUGAUCGAUUAUUAGUGGCAUUAAUUGGGGCUGUUGAACCAUUUAAUGAGCAGUGAAGGCAAAGGGGGGUCAGGGGAUGCUUUGCCAGCCCUUGGAGCACAAUCCAGGGGCUCAUUUUCCAUCCACUGAAGAUGAUGUGGCUUUUGCAAUUAAUUCAAUAGACAACAUAAGGCUGUGGAGGCUUUUCCCAGGUAUGUCACUCAAAUUUCCCAGUGAUUCACAGCAGCAAAGUUCUCCAAGUUGGAACGUGAGCAGGAACGUUGGAGAGACACUGCUGUUCAACAGAGAAUUCACCUGACAGCUUGGCUUUCUGUCUGAGAUGAAAAAAACCCAGGAUACAGACAUGUAAUACUAAAGCAAGCACAUCCUUGGGCUUGGAAAUGACAGCGGGAAGGGGCGAAUGUUCCUUAUGGAUCGCUUUGUUAUGCCAAGAGUGUUCCCCGUGUAAUGUACAGGAAGCUGUUCCCUGUAGAACCAUCUGAAACUGCAGUUCUUGAAUAAAGUUAUUUAUUAUUUA
Myiozetetes cayanensis is the source of this 2640-nucleotide messenger RNA. It is a transcript of the gene MLF1, whose product is annotated as myeloid leukemia factor 1. The transcript is spliced from 8 exons. Gene Ontology annotation, cellular component: nucleus; cytoplasm. The record is from RefSeq and is a predicted model, not a curated record. Gene Ontology annotation, biological process: regulation of DNA-templated transcription. The coding region runs from base 25 to 897 and encodes 290 amino acids. NCBI's taxonomy places the organism in Eukaryota, Metazoa, Chordata, Aves, Passeriformes, Tyrannidae.